This is a messenger RNA of Ixodes scapularis (black-legged tick), 1576 nucleotides long. It is a transcript of the gene ProRS-m, whose product is annotated as probable proline--tRNA ligase, mitochondrial. The coding region runs from base 104 to 1507 and encodes 467 amino acids. The record is from RefSeq and is a predicted model, not a curated record. Gene Ontology annotation, cellular component: cytoplasm; mitochondrion. NCBI's taxonomy places the organism in Eukaryota, Metazoa, Arthropoda, Arachnida, Ixodida, Ixodidae. The transcript has 13 exons. Gene Ontology annotation, biological process: prolyl-tRNA aminoacylation. Gene Ontology annotation, molecular function: ATP binding; proline-tRNA ligase activity.
GCUCAAAUGUCAUGGCGGCCUCCAUGUAAAAUUUUCCGGCGUGAUCGUUGUGCUGCGAGCAUGUUUCUUUAAACGCGCCUUAAAGGCAGUGAGUUUUAGUCGAAUGGUGUGCCCACGCACCACGAUGUUGUUGAGACGUUUUGUGAAGCUUUCGAGGCACCUGAGCAGCAGGGCGAACGUGGAGAACUUCGCCCGCUGCUCUCGCCUGUUCCAGCCGAAUUCGUUCACGAAACUUGAUGCCAAGCAAGGGCUCUGCAAAAGCCAGAAGUUGAUGCUGGACUACGGUCUUAUAAGUCCCUCCGGUACUGGAACGUUCGUGCUCCUACCCCUCGCCACCAAAUCUUUGGAACGCCUCGUCGACCUGAUUGACUCGGAAUUGCAGAGUGUCGGUGGCCAGAAAAUUCUGCUGCCUUGCCUAGUGCCUGGAUCCCUUUUCAAAAAAACAGGUAGGUGGGAGGACAUGGGAGAUGAACUCUUUAAGUUGAAGGACCGUCGGGACCAUGACUAUUGUUUGGGGCCCACCCACGAGGAAGCGGUGUCUCAGUUGCUUGCGUCUCUCCCGUCGCUGUCGCUCCGUUGCUUGCCCAUUCUUCUGUAUCAGAUCAGCCCCAAGUUCCGUGACGAGGGCCGUCCGAAGUUUGGUCUCCUUCGUGGCAGGGAGUUCAUAAUGAAAGAUAUGUAUAGCUUCGACAGAAGUGCUGAAAGCGCGGCAGAGACGUACGACAUUGUCUGCACUGCGUACAGCCGGAUCCUCGAGCGCCUUGGAGUGCCGUUUGUGAAAGUCAAGGCGUCUUCAGGCGCUAUGGGUGGAAACUAUUCGCAUGAAUUCCACUUUCUGAGCAACAUUGGAGAGGAUCGCCUUUUUGUCUGCCCAAAGUGUCAUAUUGGUGUAAGCGCCGACAAAGUUGAAUCAGAGACAGAGAAUCAACCCUGUGAUCAGUGCAGCACUCCCCUCGAGGAAGAAAGGGGUGUGGAGGUUGCCCACGCAUUCUCCCUGGGGACUGUUUACUCCGAUCCACUCAAGGCAAGCUUCAUGGACUCUGACGGGAAGAAUAAAGCACUGGUGAUGAACUGCUUCGGAAUCGGAGUGACUAGGUUGUUGGCCGCAUCUCUCGAAGUACUCUCGACGCAGUCCGAGCUGCGAUGGCCAUUGGCGAUUGCUCCCUUCAAGGUGGCGGUGGUCACUCCUAAGAAAGGGAGUCACGAAGAGGAGGUUGGGCUCCCCCUCAGCCUCCACCUGACCAGCUGCCUGAGCUCCCAGGACAUUCUGGCGGGGGACGUCCUCCUGGACGACCGGGACUCCUGGACCAUCGGCAAGAGGCUCAAGGACCUGGACCACAUGGGCGUACCUUUCGUCGUCGUCGCCGGCAAACGGAGUGCAGAGGCUAUGCCACUGUUUGAGCUUCACGACGUCUACCGAGGAUCUGUGACGGAGGUGACGCAGUCGGAGUUGCUCCACUUCUUCCAGCAUGGAAAGUUCAGAGAAAAAAUCGGGGACCACCUGUAGAUAUAAAUGUAGGAACCAGUAGAGACAUUACGGAGGUUAUGUGAAUAUACAUUACUGUUUGAAGCGAAA